GCGCAGCCCGCGCGGAGCCGGCUCAGAGCGAGAAAAGCGAACCUAACCCGUCGGGGCCGCCGCUCCGGACCCGCCGCCCGCCGCCUCCCCCCGGAUCGUGUGUACUGUCCCAACCCGAAAGUCCAGUUCUGCGGCCCGGCAGCGGCGAGAGCGCGAUGACACAGGAGUACGACAACAAACGGCCAGUGUUGGUUCUUCAGAAUGAAGCACUUUAUCCACAGCGGCGCUCCUAUACUAGCGAGGAUGAGGCCUGGAAAUCUUUCCUGGAAAACCCUCUCACUGCAGCGACCAAAGCGAUGAUGAGCAUCAAUGGAGAUGAAGACAGUGCGGCUGCGCUGGGCCUGCUCUAUGACUACUACAAGGUUCCAAGAGAAAGAAGGUCUUCAACAGCAAAGCCAGAUGUUGAGCACCCAGAGCCAGAUCACAGCAAAAGAAACAGCAUACCAAUAGUGACGGAGCAGCCCCUCAUUUCUGCUGGAGAAAACAGAGUACAAGUACUAAAGAAUGUGCCAUUUAACAUUGUCCUUCCCCAUGGCAACCAGCUGGGCAUUGAUAAGCGAGGCCACCUCACAGCUCCUGAUACUACAGUCACGGUCUCCAUAGCAACAAUGCCUACCCACUCCAUCAAGACGGAAAGCCAGCCACAUGGCUUUGCUGUGGGCAUCCCUCCAGCAGUGUACCACCCCGAGCCCGCCGAGCGUGUGGUAGUUUUCGACCGGAACCUUAGUACUGACCAGUUCAGCUCUGCUGCUCAACCCCCAAAUGCUCAGCGGCGGACUCCAGACUCUACUUUCUCAGAGACCUUCAAGGAAGGCGUUCAGGAGGUUUUCUUCCCCUCGGACCUCAGUCUGCGGAUGCCUGGCAUGAAUUCAGAGGACUAUGUUUUUGACAGUGUUUCUGGGAACAACUUUGAAUAUACCCUAGAGGCUUCCAAAUCACUUCGACAGAAGCCUGGAGAUAGCACUAUGACAUACCUGAACAAAGGCCAGUUCUACCCUGUCACCUUGAAGGAGGUGAGCAGCAAUGAAGGAAUCCAUCACCCCAUCAGCAAAGUCCGAAGUGUGAUCAUGGUGGUUUUUGCUGAAGACAAAAGCAGAGAGGAUCAGUUAAGGCAUUGGAAGUACUGGCACUCCCGCCAGCACACGGCCAAACAAAGGUGCAUUGACAUAGCUGACUAUAAAGAAAGCUUCAACACGAUCAGCAACAUCGAGGAGAUCGCUUACAACGCCAUUUCCUUCACCUGGGACAUUAACGACGAAGCAAAGGUUUUCAUCUCUGUGAACUGCUUGAGCACAGAUUUCUCUUCUCAGAAGGGCGUGAAGGGGUUGCCUCUUAACAUUCAAAUUGACACCUACAGUUACAACAACCGCAGCAACAAGCCAGUGCACAGGGCCUACUGCCAGAUAAAGGUCUUCUGUGACAAGGGAGCCGAGCGGAAAAUCCGGGAUGAAGAGCGAAAGCAGAGCAAGAGAAAAGUUUCGGACGUUAAAGUGCCGCUGCUUCCCUCUCACAAGCGCAUGGACAUCACGGUGUUCAAGCCCUUCAUUGAUCUCGACACUCAGCCUGUCCUCUUCAUCCCUGACGUGCACUUUGCCGGCCUGCAGCGGGGCGCUCAUGUCCUUCCCAUUGCCUCGGAGGAAUUGGAGGGUGAAGGCUCCGCCUUGAAAAGGGGGCCAUAUGGCACGGAAGAUGACUUUGCUGUCCCGCCUUCUGCUAAGCUGACCCGGGUAGAAGAACCAAAGAGAGUGCUGCUCUACGUUCGAAAGGAGUCAGAAGAAGUUUUUGAUGCCCUCAUGCUUAAGACCCCGUCUUUGAAGGGCUUGAUGGAAGCUGUAAGUAGAAUCAGCUCUGUAAUCCCCUUUAAAAACGAAAAUAGGAUUCCACUGGAACAAAUUUCAGCAGGUCCACAUUCUGUCGUAUCUUCGCUGGAAUCAUUGCCACUCAGUCCUGUCUGUUCCGCUGCAUUGAAUGGAUUCUUGAUGGCCUCUGAAAUAGUUUAAUUUUAUAUACUUGCUUAAAGGGAGAGUGCCAUUUAGCAAACCAUUUAGAACUUAACAAAAGUUAUGUUUAAUCAAAUAAAAUCUUGAAAACUUCGUACAUAAAAAUAGUAGCUCCUCAGUCUGCCUUUGAAACUCCUGAUCUUAGGGAAUUACUGAACUGGUGUCAAAACCUUACCCAGAGCAUCUUUGAGAAAAUUUAGGGGUGUAACCAGUGAUGGCCAUAAAUCCUUCCUACAGGAUGUCAGCACAGGGCUGGAGUGAAUGAUCCCAUAUUCCCUUUUAGGAUACCAGUGAGCGAGGUGACCGGGAAGGACACUGCGUGGCUCCCCAUCUUGGCUUUGCCCUAUGGUAGAAUUCAAGUAAUCGGCACCAUAGCCUGAUGUUUACUGACCUCAGUCCCCUGGAGACCAUAGAGAUGUUUAAGCCACCAGGCAGAUGCUGUGGCUCACACCUGUAAUCCUGAGAGGCUAAGGUG
Molecule: messenger RNA, 2475 nt
Organism: Microcebus murinus (gray mouse lemur)
Lineage: Eukaryota; Metazoa; Chordata; Mammalia; Primates; Cheirogaleidae
Source: RefSeq, a predicted model, not a curated record